CCUCCACUCACAUCCGUUUGCCUGCAUAGAAAAGGGACUUGGUGAAAACUGUAACGAUGUCAGUGCAGGUUGUGGCAGCAAAAAUGGCAGAGGUCGAACUCAAAGACGUCGUCAAAGAACUACCCGCCGACUCUCCGGUUACCCCGACGUCGGAAGGACUUAUCGCCAGGAACUACGCGCGGGAGGCCGGUUCCUCCACCGCAACGUCCCCGAGCGCGGAGCCCUCCGUCAAAGCCGGGGAAGGCAGCCCGGGCUUGCUCGCCCCGAAUCCCACCAAGAUGCCUCAGGCGUCGGCUAUGAAGCGGCCGGACCCACAGCAGAACGGCGGCGAGGCGUUUGUCAAUCGGGACGGCACCGUGGCCGAGGCCCCGCGGAUGAAAAAGAUCCAGUUCGCAGACCAGAAGCAGGAGUUCAACAAGCGGCCCUCCAAGAUCGGCCGCCGCUCUUUGUCGCGCUCCAUCUCGCAAUCGUCCACAGACAGCUACAGCUCAGCUGCGUCGUACACGGACAGCUCCGAUGACGAGACGUCGCCUCGGGACAAACAGCAGAAGAACUCCAAGGGCAACGGCGACUUCUGCAUCAAAAACAUCAAGCAAGCCGACUUCGGACGCCGGGAGAUCGAGAUAGCCGAGCAAGAGAUGCCAGCCCUCAUGGCUUUGAGGAAGCGAGCCCAGGGUGAGAAACCCCUCGCCGGCGCCAAAGUGGUGGGCUGCACCCACAUCACCGCCCAGACUGCUGUGCUGAUGGAGACUUUGUCAGCUCUGGGGGCUCAGUGCAGGUGGGCGGCCUGCAACAUCUACUCCACCCAAAACGAAGUGGCAGCCGCUCUGGCAGAAGGAGGUUUCAGCGUCUUUGCAUGGAAGGGCGAGUCCGAGGACGAUUUCUGGUGGUGCAUCGACCGCUGCGUCAACGUGGAAGGCUGGCAGCCCAACAUGAUUUUGGACGAUGGCGGCGACCUGACACACUGGAUCUACAAAAAGUACCCCAACAUGUUCAAAAAAAUCAAGGGCAUUGUGGAGGAGAGUGUCACCGGUGUGCACAGGCUUUACCAGCUGUCCAAGGCCGGGAAGCUGUGCGUCCCCGCCAUGAACGUCAACGACUCCGUGACCAAGCAGAAGUUUGACAACCUCUACUGCUGCAGGGAGUCCAUCCUCGACGGUUUGAAGAGGACGACUGAUGUCAUGUUCGGAGGCAAACAAGUGGUGGUGUGUGGCUAUGGCGAGGUGGGGAAAGGCUGCUGCGCCGCCCUCAAAGCCAUGGGCGCCAUCGUUUACGUGACAGAGAUCGAUCCCAUCUGCGCCUUGCAGGCUUGCAUGGACGGCUUCCGGCUGGUGAAGCUCAACGAAGUCAUCAGACAAGUGGACAUUGUCAUCACCUGCACCGGCAACAAGAACGUGGUGGUGCGAGAGAACUUGGACCGCAUGAAGAACAGCUGCAUCGUCUGCAACAUGGGCCACUCCAACACCGAGAUCGACGUGGCUAGUCUGCGGACGCCCGAGCUGACCUGGGAGCGAGUGCGCUCGCAAGUGGACCACGUCAUCUGGCCCGACGGCAAGAGGAUAGUCUUGCUGGCCGAGGGUCGCUUGCUGAACCUCAGCUGUUCCACCGUGCCCACGUUUGUGCUCUCCAUCACGGCCACCACCCAGGCCUUGGCUCUGAUCGAGCUCUACAACGCUCCAGACGGACGCUACAAGCAAGAUGUUUACCUUCUGCCCAAGAAGAUGGAUGAGUACGUGGCCAGCCUGCAUCUGCCAACGUUCGACGCGCACCUCACCGAGCUGAGCGACGAGCAGGCCAAGUAUCUGGGCUUGAACAAGAACGGACCCUUCAAGCCGAACUACUAUAGGUAUUAAAGAAGUUUGACGGCGGGGCCAAGAGGAGACGGCAGCACUCCCCAAAGCGCACAGAACCUACAAGGCUGUCAAGGUGGAAGGGGGGGGGGGCGGUUCUCAGGCCGUGCCUGAGGGGGCAAACGUUUAAUUUAUUCCAACUUGUUAAUAUCGGCAAAAAAAACAAAAACAAGGAGGGCGGCUCCUUCUCUUCUCGGCCGCCCGCUCGCUCCCCGGAAAGACUUUUUGCCCCUUUUUGUUUUUAGCUGCGCGUCGCCAUCCUCCCCUCCCAUCGCCAUGCCUUUUUAUCAUUUCAACAAAUGUGACAAUAUAUAUCCUAUAUAAGAAAAAAAUGUGAUUUAAAAAGGAAAAAAUAGAAUGAAGAUGAAAUUUUGUGUUUUUCCCUUCCCCUGUUAUUUUUGUAAUUAUUCUUUUAUACUUUGUUUUAUUCUUAUUUUAUUCUAGGGGGGGGGGGGGACGAUCCAUUUGAUUUUUUUAUUUUUAAAGUAUUUCUUAACACACGGUCGGUUCCGCCUCAUUUACUAGUAGUCCAUUUUUAAAAGGCAGAUUAGAUUUUUCCGGCCGUCACUCAAACUGCCUCUCGGCUUCCAGAUGCUCACACGUCUUUGGCAUUUUGGAGAUCAACUUUAUUUUGGACCAUAAUGUAUUCAAAGUGAUCAUUACAUAUUGUAUAGUUACAUAUUUGUAUAGAAACGACAAAUUUUCUACAUUUCUCUCCCUCGCAUUGUCUUCGAUCAUUUCAUUGAGAUAAGCAAUUAAAUGUUCUAAUUAUAUGUGUAAUAAAUGUACAUAUAUGAAUGAAUACUGUGAUUAUAUUAACGAAGAUACCAAAUUAUACUGAAAGUUGGCUUGGGAACUAAAAGGGUCCGAAUUUGAUUUUUAAAAAUUCUUCUUUGGGAAGCAGCGUCCCUUUCCUGCUUUUCUUUCUGCUCAAAUUCGAAAUGCGUGCGUUCGUGUCCUUUGUGCUGUACUGAAUCUUCUCCAUCGUAUGAGCUACCAAGUGUGUGGCCUUGAGAGACUGCUGACGAUAAUGUGUGUGUGUGUGUAUAUGUGCUUCAUAAACAGCUGCCUCAGGAUCCAAGCCUGUGCAUUUGAGGGUGGGAGAAUUUCUGUUUUUGUCAGCCUCAAACUGACCUUUGACCCCGAGGGUAGUUGGGCAGGGGUGACACCAGCAUCGUGUAUGUAUAGAAUAUACACAUUCUAUAGGACAGCCUUUAUAAAUCUUAGGAAAAUCAUCUCAUGUAUUUAUUGUUGUAAAAAAAAAAAAAAAGUGUUAAAUUCCCAAACCUCUCUUGUCCAUAAAGGACGCAAA
This is a messenger RNA of Syngnathus typhle (broad-nosed pipefish), 3162 nucleotides long. RefSeq names its product adenosylhomocysteinase like 2b (gene ahcyl2b). The transcript is spliced from 17 exons. Gene Ontology annotation, biological process: L-methionine cycle. Gene Ontology annotation, cellular component: cytosol. The coding region runs from base 57 to 1853 and encodes 598 amino acids. The record is from RefSeq and is a predicted model, not a curated record. NCBI's taxonomy places the organism in Eukaryota, Metazoa, Chordata, Actinopteri, Syngnathiformes, Syngnathidae.